This is a messenger RNA of Cuscuta campestris, 2404 nucleotides long. The record is from the annotation of a GenBank genome assembly. Lineage: Eukaryota; Viridiplantae; Streptophyta; Magnoliopsida; Solanales; Convolvulaceae.
AUAAUUCAAGAACCAGUCUUUUUGGGUUAUCCCCAAUGUGAUUUUUGCUGGGGUUUGACCAAAGUUGUGGGUUUUAAGUGUCUAAACAUUGCUGGGUUCAUGAGAAAUUGUUAAAUUUUAAGUUUUUCAGAAUUUUUAAUUAGUUGUGUGUACUUAAUUUGGAUUGUUCCCCCCUUUAGAAUGUUCUGUCUGGAUACAACUUUGCAACAUUUUUUGCAUUAUUUAACAAUUUGUUGAGUUGAUCCCACAUCUCAAAGUGAAGAAAUUGAAGAAACUCUCUUUCUUUGUGUACUUAUUCUUUGAAUAAUACAAUUAUUCUUUGAAUAUGAGAUCCCAUGGUCUUAUGUGAUUUGUUUGUCUGGAUGGGGUGUGAUUUGCCAAGAAUGAUUGUUUUAGAACAAAUGGCUUGAUUGUGUGUUUUUGUUUUUUCUCAUGUUCUCCAGAAACCGAGGGCAUAGGUCGGAUUUGUUGUUUACUGGCUCGGAUGCAGACUCCGUCGUACUUGCCAUUAAGGUGGGAGAGUACCGGGGACCAAUGGUGGUUUGCCUCUCCCAUAGAUUGGGCUGCUGCCAAUGGGCACUAUGAUCUGGUGAGGCAGCUUCUUCGCCUCGACACGAGCCUUCUCUUCAAACUCACCUCCCUGAGGCGGACCCGCCGCCUAGAGACGGUCUGGGAUGACGUGGGCCCGCACUCCGAUGACGUGGCGAAACGCCGGUGCCAUGUGGCUAGAAAGCUCCUCCUCGAAUGCGAAACCAAGAAGGGCCACAACUCUCUCCUCAGAGCCGGCUAUGGCGGCUGGCUUCUCUACACGGCUGCGUCCGCGGGUGACGUGGCGUUCGUCAAGGAAUUGUUGGCGCGGGACCCACAUUUGGUGUUCGGGGAGGGGGAGUACGGGGUCACGGACAUACUCUACGCUGCGGCUCGGAGUAAGAGCUCCCGGGUGUUCAGGCUUCUGUUUGAUUCUUCGAUCUCGCUACUUAAGGAGGAGAACGGGCACGGAUCGGAUGAGGGUCUGAAGAUGGAGAUGGUGAAUCGGGCGGUUCACGCCGCCGCUAGAGGAGGGAAUGUGGAGAUCCUGAGGGAACUUCUAUUGAACUGCUCAGAUGUUUUGGUUUAUAGGGAUAGUAUUGGAUCUACUCUCUUGCAUUCUGCUGCAGGCACAGGGCAGGUUGAGGUUGUUAAGAUGCUAUUAGCAACAUAUGACAUCACUAAUUCCCGAGAUCAUCAAGGCAACACCGCACUCCAUGUGGCUGCUUACAGAGGACACUUACCCAUUGUUGAAGCUCUCAUAUCCUCUUCCCCUUCACUGGUACCGCUAACAAACAAUCACGGCGACACAUUUCUUCACAUGGCCGUGUUUGGCUUCAGAACGCCGAGUUUCCAUAGGCUGGACCGGAGGAUGGAGAUGAUGGAACGGCUGUCCCGCGGGAGGGCCGUGGAAUCCGUUAUCAAUGCGAGGAACAACGAGGGCAAGACCGCUCUUCACGUUGCGGUUUCCGAGAAUGUCCAGGCAAACGUAGUGGAACUUUUGAUGUCAGUUUUUUCGAUCGGCUUGAAUGUUGUUGAUGAUGAUGGAUGCACGCCGUUGGACCUCCUCAAGCGACGCCCGCGGUCCCGUUCUUCAGACGCGCUGAUCAAGCGGUUCGUCUCGGCUGGAGGAACUUCGGAUGACCGGAAUCGGACGGGCGUUUUUGCUUCACGCGUGAAAAUGCAGGGUGCCGUUGGCAGCCCGGGGACUUCCUUUAGGACUCGUGAUCCCAAAAUAUUCUUGCGUACCGGCAUGGAGAAAGGGCGUUUUGGUAAUCUUGAUCUCUCAAGCUCGGGAUCGAGCGAAACGAGCCCGAACUUCGCACGCAAAAAGAAACUGAAGUUUCUUAUGGAGUGGCAGCGGAAGAGCGAGAAGGAGAGCGAAGAUAGCGGGCCCCACGAGUCCCGAACGCCGCGUCGUUCGAGAUGGCGAGAGAACCCCGGAGUCUCGCUGCGAGAGAGAUUUACGAGAAUGCCCUCCCCUCCGAGCCCGUCUACCAAGAAGAAGUUUGAAGUGCAGUCAAGGCAGGGGGAAAUCAUCAAUGACUUGUUGGGGAAUGGGGAAAAGACGAAAGUGGACGUGGGGUGCAAAAGCAACCCCUUUAACAAGAAGGUGAUGAACCAGGUGUUCUGCCUCGGCGCCGAGGGCAUUUCUGUCUAUAACCCGGGGAGGUUCAAACCACAGCUGGUUCAGUGUUGCAAACAAGCUGUUGCCACCUAAGUUAUGACAUGUUUUUUUGUGAGUAAAAAAACUUUUCCGGACUUACAGUCACAAAGUUAUUUAACACGGUAUCAGAGUCUUGUUGAUCUGAAGGUCACAAGUUUGAACCUAACCGAUGCCCAAUUUAAAAUAAAUAAAGAAAUUAAUUUUCACGUA